Molecule: messenger RNA, 2689 nt
Organism: Anguilla anguilla (European eel)
Lineage: Eukaryota; Metazoa; Chordata; Actinopteri; Anguilliformes; Anguillidae
Product: patatin-like phospholipase domain-containing protein 2
Exons: 9
Coding region: 1-1746 (581 amino acids)
Biological process (GO): triglyceride catabolic process; lipid homeostasis
Cellular component (GO): lipid droplet; cytoplasm; membrane
Molecular function (GO): triacylglycerol lipase activity
Source: RefSeq, a predicted model, not a curated record
AUGUCUCCGAAGUCGGGGACAGCCGCCCUGGCUGGGAAGGCGCCGCUCUCCAUGUCCUUCUUGGGGUCUGGGUUUCUCGCGGUUUACCAGCUGGGCGUGGUCCAGUGCCUGCUGGACGUGGCCCCGGGGGUGGUGGAGGGGGCGCCCGAAGUGUUCGGGGCAUCAGCCGGCUCCUUGGCUGCGGCAGCCGUCGUUUGCGGGACAAAUAUGGGUCACGCGCGGGACGAGAUGAUAAAGUUCGCCCAGGGCCUGCGGAGACGCGCUGGGGGGCCGCUGCACCCCUCCGCCGACGUGUUCCGGGGGAUCGAGCGCGUGCUGCGCCGCGUCAUCCCGGAGAACGCGCACCUGCGGGCCGGCGGCCGCCUUCACGUCGCCGCGAUGCGCGUCCCCGACGGCAAGGCCGUUCUGAUCUCGCGCUUCCAGUCCAGGGAAGACCUGAUCCAGGCGCUGUUGUGCAGUUGCUUUCUUCCCUUGUACUGUGGAUUGACGCCACCCCGUUUCAAGGGAGAUUACUACAUGGACGGAGGCUUCACCAGCAUCCAGCCCGUGCACAACCGCCACAGAAUCCUGUCGGUGUCGCCGUUUGCUGGCGACGUGGACAUCUGCCCCCGUGACCCCCCUCAAAGCCACUACGACCUGGUGGUGAGCGGGCUGGCCUUCCAGAUGACCACCCCCAACUUCCACCGGAUGAUAGACGCCCUCUUCCCCCCCGCGGGCUCUGUUCUUCAGAAGGCUUAUGCCAGUGGAUACCAGGAUGCUCAUUUCUUUUUGCAAAGAAGCGAUCUCAUAGAGUACCAGCCCUCUGUGAUGAACGGCCUGGCCCCAUCCUCUAAAGCGUGUUCUGGGAGAGUUGUGGAAUCUCAUAUGCUCCAAGAGGAAGAAGAGACGGAAAGAGAAGAGAAAGAAGAGGAGAAUAAUGGAGUGGAGGAGGAGGAGGAGGAGGAGGAGGAGGAGGAGAGGGAGGUCCCGACCGCAGUCCCGCAGAAGAAGGCGGGGAUUUCGGGGUGUUGCUCCCCGAGUCCGGAGAGCUCGGGCUGGAGUCUGAGCUCCCUGGAGCAGGCCCUGUACCUGAGUCUACCAGGCUGGGUACAGACAGCCCUGCUAUGCAACCUCAUGGCCCAAAUCGGACUGCUGGGUUUCCAUGACACCUUCCAAGCACAUCUGAUAUCGUAUCUACUCUUGCCCUACACACUGCCUGCUUGCAUCUUCUUUCACUUCACCUGCAGGCUGCUGCUCUGGCUAAGGCGCGUCCCAGAGGAUGUGUUCUGGCUGUGGCAGGACACAAAGCAGAUUGUGCUGUUUCUCAUCAGAACCACCGUGUCCAGCCUGAAGAAGAACCUGGCAGACAGGUACCUUCCCCCCGUUCGCCUGACCCCCGUGCUGGAGUUCCUGUCGGAGGGCGAGGUUUCCCCGAAGAUGGCCCGUGUGAGGCGGCGUUCCACCCUGAGGGUGCAGCUCACCGGCGUGGGCUCCUCCGAAUCCCGCUCCGGCCCCCGCCCUGAAGCCCUGGCCUUCUCCUUCCAGCUGGACCUGGGGGUGGAGGUGGACAGCCAGCCCGACGUCCCGGCCCUCCCCCCCUGCCAGCAGCCACCGCCCCUGGGGUCCCCCCCCAGCUCCGAGGGAGAGGACGAGCCCGCCCCCACCCUCUCCACGUCCCAGGUAUCCCCUGGGGGAGGAGGGGAAGGAGAAGGAGAAACCAGCAUCCUGCAGCUGUCCAAGGACAAGAGCGAACUGCGAAUUACCUGAAGUUCCCUCCGGGGAAAAUAUGAUUUUCUGUUCUGUUCAUUCCACUUCUGAACUAGCCUGUGAUUGAAAGGCUGUCUGAUAUAUUCCAGAUCGGGGCAGUUUGUGGGGUGGCAGUGUAACCAAAAAAUAAGAAACAAAUCGGUGGACAGUGGCUGCACGCAAUGUUAUUAAGAACGGUAGGACAAACUAAUUAAGUUGAAGAUGUCACAUAUACUUAAUUGCAUGCAACAUGUCUAUAAUUGUAUUAAGCAAAUCCAGCAAUUUUAUUUAUUUAGUAAAUCCAACUACUUAACAAUACUGCGUACAACCACUAGCAAACAUUUGUGUGUGUGUGUGUGUAUAGUAGAGUUCUAUAUGUAGAGUUGGGCAGAGCUACUAGCUUAGCUAGCCAAAGUUGUACCAUGUGUGUAGUUUCUAUUUCUAAAAUCAAGUAGCUACAAUUGUAGGCUAGCUGUAUUGGCAUAAAAGUAAAAUUGUUAGACCAGCAUCAUUUGUGAACAGAAAAUCCCAGUUUAGAUUUAAAACACCAUUGUCCAUCGGAUAUUGAAAGCAAAACCUAAAAUGGACCAGAUCGUGUCACCACCAUGAUUGCCCUGCGCCAAUUGCAUUGGCAAGGUGUAUUAUUAUCGCAUAAAAAUAUAAGACAAAUUGUAUAGUAACCUGUCUGACAGCAGAGUAAAAUCAUUACACCAAUAUCACAUGUUGAUAAAAUCCCAGCUUUCAGAUUCACACCAUUAUCAGUUGGAUAUUUAAAGCAAAAUUCCCUGCCUAAAAUGGACCUGAUUUAUCAUGUGACCACAACUGUGACCCAUAUAAAAUGCAAGUUAUUGUGUUGCUAUCACGUAAUAUUGGACAUUUACGUGACCAUCCAUAUCAAUGAAUGGACAUGCUUAAUAUAACGAAGUUCUCAACAGCAGCAGAUUUCACAUUUCACGUCAAUCAA